AUGAGCGAACCUUGUGGCCACAUUGACUUUUACCCAAACAACGGUAAGGAACAGCCUGGCUGUGAUCUAACGGAAACUACAUUACCUUUCACUCUCAUCAAAGAGGGAAUUGAAGAAGCAAGUCAUGUUUUAGUUGCUUGUAAUCACGUAAGAGCCAUAAAACUGUUCAUCGAGUCUAUAAACUCAAAAUGUUCAUACGUCGCACACAAAUGCAACUCGUAUCAAAACUUCUUACAGGGUAAAUGUUUCUCGUGCAAGGAGAAUGAUACAGGAUGUGCCAUAAUUUUCUUAAAUACAGUAAGACCAAACCAUGCACCGGGUUCCAAGUAUUUCAUAACUACUGGGAAAGAUACGCCAUAUUGUAGACGACAAUACAAGGUCAUGUUGGAUUUGGCCAAGCCACCUAGGGCUGAGUCCUGGGUUCAAGGUUUUAUGAAACAUGAAAGUGUCGUUACAUAG
Macrosiphum euphorbiae (potato aphid) is the source of this 459-nucleotide messenger RNA. The record is from the annotation of a GenBank genome assembly. Lineage: Eukaryota; Metazoa; Arthropoda; Insecta; Hemiptera; Aphididae.